AUGGCUCAACGUGUCACUCUCCGCAAACGUCAACCCUACAACACCACAUCGAACCGCCGACGUGUCGUCAAAACGCCCGGUGGCAAGCUUGUUUACCACCAUCUCAAAAAACUUGCUACGCAGCCUAAAUGCGGUGACUGUGGAGUUGGUCUGCCGGGUGUACCUGCCCUUCGUCCUCGUCAAUAUGCUACCAUUUCCAAGCGCCAAAAGACCGUUCGCCGCGCAUAUGGUGGUUCGCGGUGCGGUGACUGUGUGAAGUCCCGAAUCCUCCGGGCAUUCUUGGUAGAGGAAGCCAAAAUCGUGAAGAGGGUGAUCAAGUCCCAAGCAAAGACGGGUGGCCGGAAGUAA
This is a messenger RNA of Serpula lacrymans var. lacrymans S7.9, 348 nucleotides long. RefSeq lists its product as uncharacterized. The record is from RefSeq and is a predicted model, not a curated record. Gene Ontology annotation, molecular function: structural constituent of ribosome. The transcript is spliced from 3 exons. Gene Ontology annotation, biological process: translation. The coding region runs from base 1 to 348 and encodes 115 amino acids. NCBI's taxonomy places the organism in Eukaryota, Fungi, Basidiomycota, Agaricomycetes, Boletales, Serpulaceae. Gene Ontology annotation, cellular component: ribosome.